Molecule: messenger RNA, 663 nt
Organism: Closterium sp. NIES-65
Lineage: Eukaryota; Viridiplantae; Streptophyta; Zygnematophyceae; Desmidiales; Closteriaceae
Source: the annotation of a GenBank genome assembly
AUGUCACGCAGGGACACGGUGAAUGAGAAGGGAGAAUUAGGCAGCACCGGCACUGCUUCUUGUGAGGGUGGCAGCGGCACAGCGGUGGUAACCAGGGGCAUGAUUGGGGAGACGGCGAGAGAGGAGGGCGGAUUAGGCAGCAGCAUGGGAGGCGGCAACACAGUUUCUGCACACCUCUCACGGAGUUGCACUGCUGUUUGUGAGGGCGGCAGCAACGCUGCUCCUUGUGAGGGCGGCAGCAACGCUGCUGCUGGGGACGAGGGCGGCACAGUGGUGGUUACCAGCGGCGCGGGAGACAGCGGCAGCGGCGCGGGAGACAGCGGCAGCGGCACAGUGGUGGUGGCUGGCAGCAGCAUGGGAGACAGCGGCAGCGGCACAGUGGUGAUUACCAGCGGCACAGGAGACGGCGGCAGCAGCAGCGGCGCAUUGGUGGUGGCUGGCAGCAGCAUGGGAGACGGCGACCGAGCCUCUCCGCACCUCUCGGAAAACCCAAAGGAAUUAGUAAGCGAGGCUGCUCUCGUCGCGCCCGAGCCUCCUGCGUCUCCCGACCCGCACCGCCUUCCCUUUUCGACUGCAAGCAAUGGGAUUGGGCAGAGGUGCUUCAACCCCUGCCGUGCAGCCACCUUCAGCAGCAGUGCAGCCGGAGGAAGCUUCCAAGCUUGA